Messenger RNA from Melanotaenia boesemani (Boeseman's rainbowfish), 3593 nucleotides. RefSeq names its product monocarboxylate transporter 9-like. Bases 640 to 2142 code for a protein of 500 amino acids. Gene Ontology annotation, molecular function: monocarboxylic acid transmembrane transporter activity. NCBI's taxonomy places the organism in Eukaryota, Metazoa, Chordata, Actinopteri, Atheriniformes, Melanotaeniidae. The transcript is spliced from 6 exons. Gene Ontology annotation, biological process: monocarboxylic acid transport; transmembrane transport. The record is from RefSeq and is a predicted model, not a curated record.
AUAGCAUGCAGUGUCUGUUGGUGAAGUAGAUCAACACUAUGUAAAGAAAGAAAAAUACACUUAGUGUCGUCGGUAAAUAUGUCGCCAUUAGACAUCCGAUAUAUUUCCAUUAGACUAUAAUUAGAUUUGUAUGUAGAAAUAUUGUUAAAUAACAUCCCACUCAUUUAUCAGUGGUACAAAUGAGUUGUAAGCAAACCAGACUGCAAUCUGAGGAGCGUUUCAUUAACUUUUAUGUAUAGUAGUCGCAUUGCGAACAGCGAGUUUCAGAGAUGGUUAAUGGUGCUGUACAAAUUAUUAAUGACAGCGGUCUGAAAAACCUCAUGUCAGCAAGGACGUCGAGUCUCUAUAUGUUUGUUAGAGCUGAUUCAUGGAAGGGGCAGGUUAAAGGUGCAGGGGGAAACUCAGCAGUGCAGGUUGGCCUCAUUCUCUCCUCCUCUAAGGUGUGGUUAGGCAGAAAGGAACAAAUAGGGCAGCCAGCCAUCUACAAACUGCAGUCACUUUGAGCUUAGAAACAUACAGGUGACUUGCCUGUUUCCCAGGACAGGUGUUACAGCAGCCAUUUCUUACAUCGUGGCUAGGAGAAACCCUCCUCUGUCAAAGCUGUAACAAAUCCCAGUGGGCACCAUAAACAUCAACGUCAUGACUUCGUCUGAGAAAGUCCUGGAUGGAGGCUGGGGGUGGGCUAUUGUUGCAGCAUCCUUCAUGGCCCAGCUCCUGGCUUAUGGAUCACCCCAGUCCAUGGGUGUCUUGUACCCUGAGUGGCUGCAUGCCUUCCAGGAGGGCAAGGGUUUGACAGCCUGGGUUGGCUCUCUUGUUGCUGGAGUGGGAUUAAUUGCCAGCCCUAUCUGCAGUGCUUGCGUAGACAACUUUGGGGCACGUCCUGUGACUUUCUUCAGUGGUGUAAUGGUGGCAGGUGGCCUGAUGCUGAGUGCCUUUGCUCCAAAUGUCCAAUUCCUCAUCUUUUCCUAUGGGAUUGUUGUUGGUCUGGGUUGUGGUCUUGUCUACGCAGCCACGUUGACAAUCACCUGUCAGUACUUUGACAAGAGACGCGGCCUUGCUCUCGGCAUUGUCACCACAGGAACAAGUGUUGGUGCAUUCAUCUACGCCACCGCUCAGAACGAGCUCAUUGUACUGUUUGGCCUGGAUGGCUGCUUGCUUAUCAUCGGAGCUGUUGCACUAAACCUUAUGGCCUGCGCUGGCUUCAUGAGGCCCCUUAACAUGCCAGGGUACUACCUCAAACAAAAGGCCGCCCUAGAACGCAACACGGAAGAGCAGCUUUUUGUGAAACCACCGCUGGAUGACUUGAAGAUCACAACGGGUUUCACCAUGCCAACCCCAGAGAAAAAUCUCACAGUGAAGGAGUUGCUCAUCACCAUCGAUGCCAAGGACUUGGUCAAUCAAACAGAGAAGAAGAAAGAGGCUCCCCUGGCUGGGUUAGUAAUUAUGAAAAUGAUCAAGAAGAAGCAGAUGGCUUAUUCCAAGUACCUUCACUCCCUGUAUGAGAUCCUGCAGGACCAAGUCAUGGUGGCCUUCUGCAUUGCUGUCUUUCUUUUUAGUCUUGGUGCAUUCCCACCAGUGCUCUUUAUUGAAGAUGUUGCACAGAGUGAGGGACUCAUUGAAGAAAUAAGUGUCUUUCCUCUUGUAUCAAUAGGGGCAGUUGCCACUUGUGUAGGUAAACUAGUGCUGGGUAUCCUGGUGGACAUCAAGUGGAUCAACGGCAUCUACCUAUAUGCCUUCACUAUGUUUGCUGGAGGUUUUAUACUGCUCCUUAUCCCAAUUACCAAGAGUUAUGUAGGACUGCAGAUCCUGUCUGCCAUCCUGGGUUUCUUCUCUGGAAAUUGGUCUCUCACCUCCUACAUUACCACUAAGAUUGUUGGUUUGGACAAGUUGACCCAGGCCCACGGUAUCCUCAUGUUCUUUGGGGGAUUUGGGAUCAUGCUUGGACCCCCUGUUGUAGGGUGGUUCUUUGACUGGACACAGUCAUAUGACUUAGCGUUCUACUUUAGUGGGAGCUGUGUGCUGUUGGGAUCACUCAUCCUGUCUCUGCUCAGCCUUCCCUGCUGGAACAGGAAGCACUGCGAGAAUGACAGACCAGAAGUUGAAUAUACCAGCAGCUGUGACAAAGUUGCCUCAGUAGCCUGAAUAGGAGCACAUUUUAAAAGGACCCAGAUCUCCCACCUGCUGCUUUACAACUGUUCUUCAGCCAGACAUGAACCACCUCUCAGAGGAAACUUAUUUUCUCUGAUCAUACAGGGGUAUUUCCCUUAUUUCUGCUGCCAGGGUUUAGCAUACAAAUCUUUUGAAAAUACAGGCCUUUCCCAUGUUCUUUGCCUGUGUUUCUCAGGUUAAAACCAUCUACUACAGAUCUUUUUAAAGGUUUAACUCUAAUGCCUUUGAUUGCCUUUUUGUUUAUUUGUUUGUUUGUUUUUUGUUUUUGUUUUUUUGUUUUUUUGUUACUGCCUCAUUUUAUGAGGUUACCUGAACAAUGUUGGGAAAAAUUACAGUGAUUCUACAGUGUUUGUUUGUUUGUUUUUACAGAUUCUACAGUGUUUUUGAAAACACGGUUUGCUCCACUGUAGCUCUAAAAACAUGAAAAGGUGCCAUUAUUUAGAUUCAGAAAAAAAGGAAAAUGUUUGAAAUUGAUGUAACAUAGUGGCAUCUAAAAAGAACUGCACAUAUGAUCACCAGUUUUCCUGCAACAGAGAAUUGAUGCAUUUAAAUAAAGGAGAGAGCCUUUAUUUUUUGCUAAUUAGAGGUAUUACUUUUUUUUGUAAUAUGGUUGUAAUACAUAUCCUAAAUAUGCCACUUUAUAUGUUACCAAAGCAUCUGUGAUAAUCAAUGCCUGUCAACACAUAAUGCCUGUUGGAACAAUACAAAAACCUUGCUUUCUUAACCAUUUUUAUUAUUACAUUCAUCAAAUCAGUUUGUACUGUUUUACAAUGGAAUGUGUUUCACACAGCUUCAAUUUCUGUAUCUGUCAGAUGUAAGUUAGGGUAAUUCAAAAACAUGUAAAACCAACAAAGUGAUUUCACUGUAUUUACAACACAGCAUGUUGGUCCUCUUGUGGUAUGAUUAUCCAGACCUCACUGGCGUUUAGUUUGACCAGCCUUGUACUUAUCCACCAGACUGUGUGUAUCUGUGUCUGUUUUUACAGUAUGUGUAUGUUUCUGCACACGCAUGUUCACAUAUGUGCACAGGUUUAUGCGUGUGAAUUGUUUGAUAGAAUUUUGUAUUAGCCCUAGAUUAUGAAGCCCUAUGUGCUAGUGACCUUUAUAUGCACAAAACCAGCCAUAGAGUUGUUAAAAUAGUCUUUGUUAGAUUUUUGUGGCUUUUAGAAUCUUUUGAAUGUUGCUAAACAAACCACUAUAGAUGUCCUUGAUGGUUCCAGUUUCAGGUGUGAGAGUAAACUGGGAUCUUAGUACUUGUUUUUUUUAUAUACAAAGAGGGUAUUUACAAGGUUCAGCUAAGUACCGUUUGUAGAAAUGAGACAGUAUGUUGUAACUAUUCCUUUUUUAUUUUCUGUAUUGUAUUUAUGCCCGCUUUUCUGUUUCAUUGUUUUAUUUAAAAGGUGCCAAUAAAGAUUUUUGGAUAAA